This is a messenger RNA of Colletotrichum fioriniae, 375 nucleotides long. RefSeq lists its product as uncharacterized. NCBI's taxonomy places the organism in Eukaryota, Fungi, Ascomycota, Sordariomycetes, Glomerellales, Glomerellaceae. The record is from RefSeq and is a predicted model, not a curated record.
AUGUCCCAAAACAGCAACAUGGCUGUGAAGUCUGACUCCGAAGACGACUUCGUUGUCAUCGAAGACAACCACACUAUCACCCUCAAUCAGCUCAAGAAGGAGCAUCAGCAAGUCAUUAAGGACUUGAACGAUAAGCACAUCGGCGAGCUAGCUAUACUCCGAGAUAGCUGCCACAAGCGUUCUCAGAAUGCCAUCACGCUAGCCAGUGCCUCCAUCGAGCGCAACAAGGCCUCCGCCGAGCGUCGUAAGGAAAGCUAUGAGAGGGAGAUUGAGGAUCUCCAGGAUGAAAUUACUGCCGAGAAAGCCAAGGUGGCACACCUUCUGGCCCUGGUUCCACCUCACCUUAGAGGCAGAGUACCUGGCUCAUAUAGAUAG